Messenger RNA from Brassica napus (rape), 1754 nucleotides. RefSeq names its product sphingosine kinase 2-like. Lineage: Eukaryota; Viridiplantae; Streptophyta; Magnoliopsida; Brassicales; Brassicaceae. The transcript is spliced from 10 exons. The record is from RefSeq and is a predicted model, not a curated record. Gene Ontology annotation, molecular function: kinase activity. Gene Ontology annotation, cellular component: cytoplasm; intracellular membrane-bounded organelle; membrane. Gene Ontology annotation, biological process: sphingosine biosynthetic process. Bases 81 to 1523 code for a protein of 480 amino acids.
AAAAAGUAGCAAGCAACAAAGUCAAUUUCUUUGUUCUUAACUCACCUGCGAAGCUAACAAAGAAUCUAACUCUCUCCGUUAUGGCUCCGGCGGAGGUAAUAGUCGUCGACCUAGUCUUAAUAGACGGCGAACUCGGGAUGGUGAAGUUGACCGCCGAUGGAGUUUUAGAAGCGAUCGAGUACGGCGAACCCAGCCGUUACUGGACGGUGAAGAAAGACGUUCUCGGUUUCGUCGUGGAAGGUAAAUAUAUUAGAAUCAAAACAGUGGUGGAGAGAGAGGAAGGUAUCUGUUGCGGAGAGUUUGGUGGAGAUUACUCCAGAAAAGACUUCGUCUUUGAGCCUUUCUCUGAAGAUGCUAAGAAUAGAUUCUGCUUCAAGCUCCGUCAAUACCUUGACUCUCUCGGUCGGCCAAAGAGGUUGCUUGUGUUUGUGAACCCUUUUGGCGGGAAGAAAUCUGCUCUAAAGAUAUUUGAAAAGCAAGUGAAGCCAUUGUUUGAAGAUGCUGACAUUCAACUUGAUGUUCAAGAAACCAAGUAUCAGUUGCAUGCAAGGGAAAUGGUUAGGUCCAUGGAUGUAUCAAAGUAUGAUGGUAUUGUUUGUGUCAGUGGCGACGGUGUCCUUGUUGAGGUUGUAAAUGGACUGCUUCAAAGAGCAGACUGGAAAACUGUCUUCAAAUUGCCAAUUGGAGUGAUCCCUGCAGGAACUGGUAAUGGCAUGAUAAAGUCAUUGUUGGAUGCGGUUGGGCUUCAGUGCUGUGCAAAUAGUGCUACUAUCUCUAUUAUCCGAGGUCAUACACGUUCUUUAGAUGUGGCAACUAUCUCACAAGGAAAUACCAAAUUCUUCAGCGUCUUGAUGCUUGCUUGGGGUUUAGUGGCUGAUAUAGACAUAGAGUCAGAGAAGUUCAGAUGGAUGGGUAGUGCUCGCAUGGACUUCUAUGCCAUUCAAAGGAUAAUAUGUUUAAGACAAUACAAUGGACGAGUUUUGUUUCUACCGGCUCCUGGUUUUGAAGGCUAUGGGCAGCCAACAAGUUACCGUCUAUACAAAGAGCCACCUGUUAGCAAUAAUAAGGCGCUUGGAUACCAAGGACCUGAUACUAAAUUUGAAGAUGUUGACGAAUGGAGAGAAAUCAAAGGCCCUUUUGUUUCAGUAUGGCUUCAUAAUGUUCCCUGGGGUGCUGAGAACAAUUUGGUUGCUCCUGCAGCAAAGUUUUCUGAUGGCUUCCUGGAUUUGAUUGUCUUGAAAAAGUGCCCUAAGCUAGCUUUGCUAUCGCUUAUGACACAGAUAAGUGAAGGAACACAUGUUCAGUCACCAUACGUAGCAUAUCUAAAGGUGAAGGCAUUUGCACUUGAACCGGGUAUACUGGUAGGCGAACCAGACACAGAAGGAAUCAUAGAUGCAGAUGGAGAGGUAUUGGCAAGGGGAAGAAGAUCCUAUAAAUGUGAGCAAAUUGCUUUGAUGUCCUACGACAAGCUUCAAGUAACAGUUGAUCAAGGUUUGGCCACUCUCUUCUCUCCUGAGUAUUGAUUAUAUGUUACAACACUACACGAUGAGAUGAAGACACAUUCACACAUCAUAAUUCAUAAACAAUGAUUGACGUUUUAAUAAUUGUUUAAUUACUGUAAAUGGCGUUUCCUUGUGGUGGUUGUAAUUUAAUUGUUUCUCUCAUGUACAGAAUCACACUUGUUUUGUGUUUUUUUUCUUCUUCUCAGUAUUAAUCGUAAAGAUUCCUUUUCUUAAAAAAAAAAUUCUGAGAUU